CCCUCGCUCUAGUUCAAAGAGAGAGACUGGGUUCUAAUAGGUUUGAAGGCACGCUUUCGUCGAAGUUACGUUCUCUUUUAGAAUUGUUUUGAGUUAACGGCGAAAUCAAGGCUUAAAUCGCCAAACAUAGUUCUAAAUCUUGGUUUCCGCCAAAAUGGCGGCCUACGGACACCAAUCCAUGUCACUCAUGGAGGAAAAGUUGCAGGAAAAAGCUCGCAAAUGGCAGCAACUGCAGUCCAAACGCUAUAGCGAGAAGCGAAAGUUUGGGUUUGUGGAGGCACAAAAGGAAGACAUGCCUCCAGAGCAUGUUAGAAAGAUCAUCAGAGACCAUGGUGACAUGACUAGCCGCAAGUACCGCCACGACAAGAGGGUGUACCUGGGGGCCUUAAAGUAUAUGCCGCAUGCUGUGCUCAAGCUACUAGAGAACAUGCCAAUGCCAUGGGAGCAGAUCCGUGAUGUCAAAGUUCUCUACCAUAUCACUGGAGCAAUCACCUUUGUCAAUGAGAUUCCAUGGGUAGUUGAGCCAGUGUAUAUGGCACAAUGGGGAACAAUGUGGAUUAUGAUGAGGCGCGAGAAAAGAGAUCGCCGUCACUUCAAGCGCAUGCGCUUCCCUCCCUUUGAUGACGAGGAGCCCCCACUAGAUUAUGCAGAUAAUAUUCUGGAUGUAGAGCCUCUGGAGCCAAUACAGAUAGAGCUGGAUGAUGAGGAGGAUGGGCCUGUGUGUGAAUGGUUCUAUGAGCACAAGGCGCUAACUGACACUCCGUUUGUCAAUGGUACAUCCUACAGACGAUGGCACUUCUCUCUACCCGUCAUGGCCACGCUCUAUCGGCUUGGCAAUCAGCUCCUGACAGACCUUGUUGAUGACAACUACUUCUACCUCUUUGACCUCAAGGCCUUUUUCACAGCCAAGGCACUGAAUGUCUGCAUUCCUGGAGGCCCAAAGUUUGAGCCCCUGGUCCGGGACGUCAGCACUCAGGAUGAAGAUUGGAAUGAAUUCAAUGACAUCAACAAGAUCAUUAUCCGCCAGCCAGUCCGGACAGAGUACAGAAUUGCCUUUCCUUAUCUUUACAACAGUUUGCCGUACAAAGUACACCUACCCUGGUAUCAUUACCCCUCUGUGGUUUACAUCAAGACUGAGGACCCAGAUCUCCCCGCAUUCUACUUUGAUCCAUUGAUUAACCCUAUCUCCCACAGACAUGCUGUCAAGUCGGCAGAGCCUCUCCCUCUCGAGGAUGACGCCUUUGAGUUACCUGAGGAAAUCCAACCAUUCCUUCAGGAUAGGCCUCUAUACACCGAUAACACAGCCAAUGGCAUCGCACUGCUCUGGGGACCACGCCCAUUCAACAUCAGGUCUGGGCGCACCCGGCGUGCUUUGGACAUUCCACUUGUUAAAUCAUGGUACAGAGAACACUGCCCUUCUGGGCACCCAGUGAAGGUCCGGGUAUCUUACCAGAAGCUCCUCAAGUGUUAUGUCUUGAAUGCUCUCAAGCACAGACCACCAAAAGCACAGAAGAAACGCUACCUCUUCAGAUCCUUCAAAUCAACCAAGUUCUUCCAGUCAACAACCCUAGACUGGGUAGAGGCGGGACUUCAGGUCUGCCGCCAGGGCUACAACAUGCUCAAUUUGUUAAUCCAUCGUAAAAAUCUGAACUAUCUUCAUUUGGACUACAACUUCAAUCUGAAGCCUGUCAAGACGCUGACUACUAAGGAGCGUAAGAAGUCUAGGUUCGGUAAUGCCUUCCACUUGUGCCGUGAGAUCCUCAGGUUGACCAAGUUGAUUGUGGACUCCCAUGUGCAGUACAGAUUGGGAAAUGUAGAUGCCUUCCAGUUGGCAGAUGGUUUGCAAUACAUUUUUGCGCAUGUUGGUCAGCUGACAGGAAUGUACAGAUACAAGUACAAGCUGAUGAGACAGAUCAGGAUGUGCAAGGACCUUAAGCAUCUCAUCUACUACAGAUUCAACACUGGUGCAGUUGGGAAGGGUCCCGGGUGUGGUUUCUGGGCACCGGGCUGGAGGGUUUGGCUAUUCUUCCUUCGUGGGAUUGUUCCCCUGCUUGAGCGCUGGCUUGGUAACCUGCUAGCUCGUCAGUUUGAGGGCCGUCAUUCCAAAGGCGUGGCUAAGACAGUCACAAAGCAGCGUGUGGAGAGUCACUAUGACCUUGAGCUGCGUGCGGCUGUGAUGCACGAUAUCUUGGACAUGAUGCCAGAGGGGAUAAAGCAGAACAAAGCCCGAACUAUUCUACAGCAUCUGAGUGAGGCCUGGAGGUGCUGGAAGGCCAACAUUCCCUGGAAGGUACCCGGCCUCCCGACCCCUGUCGAGAACAUGAUCCUGCGCUACGUGAAGGCAAAGGCCGACUGGUGGACCAACACUGCACAUUACAACAGGGAGCGUAUUCGUCGAGGUGCUACUGUCGACAAGACAGUGUGUAAGAAGAACCUGGGACGUCUCACACGUCUCUAUCUAAAGGCAGAGCAAGAGAGGCAACACAACUAUCUAAAGGAUGGUCCGUAUAUCUCGGCAGAAGAGGCCGUAGCUAUCUACACAACCACCGUCCACUGGCUUGAGAGCCGUCGCUUCUCGCCAAUCCCCUUCCCCCCUCUCUCUUACAAGCAUGAUACCAAGCUACUGAUCCUUGCCCUUGAAAGGCUAAAGGAGGCAUACAGCGUCAAGAGUCGACUGAACCAGUCGCAGCGUGAGGAGCUUGGACUGAUUGAACAAGCUUAUGAUAACCCUCAUGAGGCUCUCAGUAGAAUCAAGCGUCACUUGCUCACCCAGAGAGCAUUUAAGGAGGUUGGUAUUGAGUUCAUGGACUUGUACAGCCACCUUAUUCCUGUGUACGACGUGGAGCCUCUAGAGAAGAUCACUGAUGCCUACCUUGAUCAGUACUUAUGGUACGAGGCUGACAAACGGCGCCUCUUCCCACCAUGGAUCAAGCCUGCGGACACAGAGCCUCCGCCCCUGCUUGUAUACAAGUGGUGCCAAGGCAUCAACAACUUGCAGGAUGUGUGGGAGACUGCAGAAGGAGAGUGUAACGUGAUGAUGGAGAGCAAGUUUGAGAAACUAUACGAGAAGAUUGACUUGACUCUACUUAACAGACUGUUGAGACUCAUUGUGGAUCACAACAUUGCUGAUUACAUGACUGCCAAGAACAAUGUUGUCAUAAACUACAAGGAUAUGAACCACACAAACUCCUACGGAAUCAUCCGUGGCUUGCAGUUUGCUUCAUUCGUUGUCCAGUACUACGGCCUGGUGCUUGACUUGCUCGUGCUUGGCCUUCAGCGUGCAAGUGAGAUGGCAGGACCACCACAGGUACCCAACGACUUCUUGACCUUUCAGGAUGUGGAGACAGAGGGGCGGCAUCCUAUCAGGCUCUACUCCAGAUACAUCGACAGGAUCCACAUCUUUUUCAGGUUCUCUGCCGAGGAUGCACGAGACCUGAUCCAGCGCUACCUGACAGAGCACCCUGACCCCAACAAUGAAAACAUCGUGGGCUACAACAACAAGAAAUGCUGGCCACGUGACGCACGCAUGCGGCUAAUGAAGCAUGACGUCAACCUGGGUCGUGCUGUAUUCUGGGAUAUCAAGAACCGGCUGCCUCGCUCCAUUAGCACAUUGCAGUGGGAAAAUAGUUUUGUGUCUGUGUACAGCAAGGAUAACCCCAACUUGUUAUUCAACAUGUGUGGCUUUGAGAGCAGGAUUCUGCCCAAGUGUCGGACAACCUUUGAGGAGUUCACUCACAGAGAUGGUGUGUGGAACCUCCAGAAUGAGGUGACGAAAGAGCGAACAGCGCAGUGCUUCCUUCGUGUAGAUGACGAGUCCCAAUCACGCUUCCAUAACCGCGUCCGUCAGAUUCUUAUGGCGUCUGGCUCCACCACCUUCACCAAGAUUGUGAACAAGUGGAACACGGCACUCAUUGGGCUCACUACUUAUUUCAGAGAAGCUGUGGUCAACACCCAGGAGUUACUGGACUUGCUGGUCAAGUGUGAGAAUAAGAUCCAAACUCGUAUCAAGAUUGGUCUUAACUCCAAGAUGCCUAGCCGUUUCCCACCUGUGGUGUUCUACACGCCUAAAGAGCUUGGUGGACUUGGCAUGCUCUCAAUGGGCCACGUGCUCAUACCACAGUCUGAUCUAAGGUGGUCGCAACAGACAGAUGCUGGGAUUACUCACUUCCGGUCUGGAAUGAGCCAUGACGAGGACCAGCUUAUUCCAAAUUUGUACAGGUACAUCCAACCAUGGGAGUCAGAGUUCAUUGAUUCCCAGCGUGUUUGGGCUGAGUAUGCUCUGAAAAGACAGGAGGCAAAUGCACAGAACAGACGCUUGACGCUAGAAGACUUGGAGGACUCAUGGGACCGGGGGAUCCCCCGGAUCAACACGCUCUUCCAGAAGGAUAGACACACGCUUGCCUAUGACAAAGGAUGGCGUGUUAGAACUGACUUCAAACAGUAUCAAGUUCUCAAGCAGAAUCCGUUCUGGUGGACACACCAGCGUCAUGAUGGCAAGUUAUGGAACCUGAACAACUACCGCACAGACAUGAUCCAGGCCCUAGGUGGGGUCGAAGGCAUCCUGGAGCACACCCUUUUCAAGGGUACCUACUUCCCUACCUGGGAAGGUCUUUUCUGGGAGAAAGCCAGUGGUUUUGAGGAGAGCAUGAAGUACAAGAAACUAACAAACGCGCAGAGGUCUGGAUUGAACCAGAUCCCUAACAGAAGGUUCACGUUGUGGUGGUCGCCUACCAUCAACAGGGCUAAUGUUUAUGUGGGUUUCCAGGUGCAGCUCGACCUCACUGGUAUCUUCAUGCACGGCAAGAUCCCCACCCUCAAGAUCUCACUGAUUCAGAUCUUCCGAGCCCAUCUGUGGCAAAAGGUGCAUGAGAGCGUCGUCAUGGACUUGUGUCAGGUAUUUGAUCAGGAGCUUGAUGCCCUGGAGAUUGAGACAGUGCAAAAGGAGACAAUUCACCCGCGUAAAUCAUACAAGAUGAACAGCUCCUGUGCUGAUAUCCUGCUCUUCGCUGCGUACAAGUGGAACAUCUUCAAGCCAUCGCUACUUGCCGACACAAACGACACAAUGGACGGCACAGUGACGCAGAAGUACUGGGUUGAUGUGCAGCUGCGAUGGGGUGACUACGACUCGCACGACAUCGAGAGAUACGCUCGCGCCAAGUUCCUUGACUACACCACGGACAACAUGAGUAUCUACCCCUCCCCCACGGGGCUGCUUGUUGCCAUUGACCUCGCCUACAAUCUGCACAGUGCAUUUGGUAACUGGUUCCCUGGCAUCAAACCCCUGAUCCAGCAGGCUAUGGCAAAGAUAAUGAAGGCCAACCCUGCGCUCUAUGUGCUUAGGGAGCGUAUUCGUAAAGCGCUUCAGCUGUACUCCAGUGAGCCCACUGAGCCAUACUUGUCCUCGCAGAACUACGGAGAGCUCUUCUCAAACCAGAUCAUCUGGUUUGUGGACGACACAAAUGUCUACAGGGUUACAAUUCACAAGACGUUCGAAGGUAACUUGACGACAAAGCCUAUCAACGGCGCGAUCUUCAUCUUCAACCCUCGCACAGGGCAGCUCUUCCUUAAGAUCAUCCACACUUCCGUGUGGGCCGGACAGAAACGUCUCGGACAGUUGGCCAAGUGGAAGACUGCUGAGGAAGUGGCAGCAUUGAUUCGAUCGCUUCCGGUGGAAGAGCAGCCCAAGCAAAUCAUCGUCACGCGCAAAGGCAUGUUGGACCCCCUAGAGGUCCAUUUGCUCGAUUUCCCCAACAUCGUCAUCAAGGGUAGUGAGCUACAGCUACCAUUCCAAGCUUGUCUCAAGGUGGAGAAGCUGGGUGACAUGAUCCUGAAGGCCACGGAGCCCCAAAUGGUGUUGUUCAACCUCUAUGAUGACUGGCUGAAGACCAUCUCUUCCUACACUGCCUUCUCUCGUCUCAUCCUCAUCCUCCGCGCCUUGCACGUCAAUGCGGAUAGAACCAAGGUGAUCCUCAAGCCAGACAAGACGAUCAUCACAGAGCCGCAUCACAUCUGGCCUUCACUCAGUGAUGAAGAGUGGGUCACAGUGGAGGUGCAGCUUAAGGAUCUAAUCCUCGCGGACUACGGCAAGAAGAACAACGUCAACGUGGCGUCCCUGACUCAGUCCGAGAUCCGAGACAUCAUCCUGGGAAUGGAAAUUAGCGCACCCUCUCAGCAGCGUCAGCAGAUUGCGGAGAUCGAGAAACAGACCAAGGAACAGUCACAGCUGACGGCCACCACCACACGUACCACGAACAUACACGGAGACGAGAUCAUCGUGUCAACUACAAGUAACUACGAGACACAGACCUUCUCGUCCAAGACGGAGUGGCGUGUACGUGCCAUCUCGGCCACCAACCUCCAUCUUCGCACCAAUCACAUCUACGUGUCUUCAGACGACAUCAAGGAGACAGGCUUCACUUACAUCCUGCCCAAGAACGUGCUCAAGAAGUUCAUCGUCAUCUCCGAUCUACGCACCCAGAUCUCAGGAUACCUGUAUGGAGUCAGCCCACCCGACAACCCUCAAGUGAAGGAGAUCCGCUGCAUUGUCAUGGUGCCGCAAUGGGGAACUCACCAGACCGUUCACCUUCCCAACAUGUUACCCCAACACGACUACCUCAAGGAAAUGGAGCCUUUAGGCUGGAUUCACACGCAGCCCAACGAGUUGCCUCAACUGGCGCCACAAGACGUGACCACACACGCCAAGAUCAUGGCGGACAACCCGUCAUGGGACGGCGAGAAAACUGUCAUCAUCACGUGCAGUUUCACACCCGGAUCAUGCUCGCUCACCGCCUACAAGCUCACUCCUUCUGGAUACGACUGGGGGCGUAACAACAAGGACACGGGCAACAACCCUCGCGGGUACCUACCCUCGCACUACGAGCGCGUCCAGAUGCUGUUAUCAGAUCGCUUCUUGGGAUUCUUCAUGGUUCCGGCACAGGGUUCUUGGAACUAUAAUUUCAUGGGCGUGCGACACUCCGCUAACAUGCGGUACGAAUUGCAACUAUCGAACCCAAAGGACUUCUAUCACGAGGUCCAUCGGCCCUCGCACUUCCUUAAUUUCAGCACCAUGGAGGACAGCGAGCUGAUCGGCGCAGACAGAGAGGACAUGUUUGGUUAAGAAAGACAGAAAGGGGAUGUAUGGUUAGAGAGAACAGAAAUGACAUGUUUGGUUAAGAAGAACAGAAAGGGGAUGUACGGUUAGGCAGAACAGAGAGGGCAUGUUUGGUUAAGAAAGACAGAAAGGGGAUGUAUGGUUAGGAAGAACAUAGAGGACAAAGACAGAAAUACAAAGACAGAAAUAAAGAAAGGGGAUGUAUGGUUAGACAGAACAGAGAGGACAUGUUUGGUUAGGGUUUGGUUAUUGGUACCCUGGCUUGCUCGUUAUUAGACCCCGACUGUUGUGACUGGGUAUCUCUUGUGAAUAUAAGUGGAAUCCAGGCAACGCUUCUACACAUAUAAAUCGCACACAGCUCAGUGUAGAGAGAUUCAAGUGAAAAUACGUUGUUUUUGACUUCAUAUUUUUUUAGGGCACAUUUUUUUGCACUAGGAAAGUUGUGAUACUCACCACUCUUCAAUAGUAAGCCUGAAUAAUAGUGUCCUAAUGGAACAGCUAUGUGGCUGUGUUUCUUGCUUUGUUCUAGCAUGUGAUCCAGUCAACAUAGCUUUUUAGAAUAGGCAAUAGCCAACAACUGUUGGAGAGUCUAAGUUAUUUUUUUGUACAGAUUACGAACAAUCUAAGCUUAAUGUCUGCCUAACUAAGUAAUCUAAAGAAACUUUACUUGUAAUAUCCAGUUGUGCCGAAGUUUCUAUUAAAUGUUUUUCUGAACAAAA
Messenger RNA from Nematostella vectensis (starlet sea anemone), 7830 nucleotides. Its product is annotated as pre-mRNA-processing-splicing factor 8. The coding region runs from base 155 to 7117 and encodes 2320 amino acids. Gene Ontology annotation, cellular component: U5 snRNP; catalytic step 2 spliceosome. The transcript is spliced from 39 exons. Lineage: Eukaryota; Metazoa; Cnidaria; Anthozoa; Actiniaria; Edwardsiidae. Gene Ontology annotation, biological process: spliceosomal tri-snRNP complex assembly; mRNA splicing, via spliceosome. Gene Ontology annotation, molecular function: U5 snRNA binding; U2 snRNA binding; pre-mRNA intronic binding. The record is from RefSeq and is a predicted model, not a curated record.